Pelagomonas calceolata is the source of this 2241-nucleotide messenger RNA. NCBI's taxonomy places the organism in Eukaryota, Pelagophyceae, Pelagomonadales, Pelagomonadaceae. The record is from the annotation of a GenBank genome assembly.
UGCAGUGCGAAGCGUGAGAUUGCGGCGCGCACGCGAAGGAACUGAGGCCAAGGGCUGGAGCACAGCGCGUACUCUCACAUAUCUGCAAGCCACAGCGCGCGCGCUGUCGAACGCAGCCGUAUGGCCGAGCAAAUCGACCUGCGCUGCGACACCACUCAUGAGGACGGCGACGCGCCCGCCGAGAAGCGCGCGCGCGCGUUGACGGCCGCGGGCUACAUCUACGACCCCGGCGAGGGCAAACGCAUCCCGCUGGACGCCGACGCGGCGGCGACCGUCACCUUCGGCCGCGCGCUCACGUCGGACGUGCGCAUCGGGCUCACGCACUGCUCGCGCCUCCACGCCGAGCUGCGCGUGGACCAGAAUGCGCGCGUGUCGCUGGUCAACCACGCCAAGGCCGCGAACGCGACGCUCCUGAACGCGCAGCCGCUCGCGCCCAAGGCCGCGUGCGACGUGCGCGACGGCGACGUCUUCGAGAUCUGCGGUCGGCGGUUUGUAUUUGAGGCGGCGUCGGCCAAGCGCGCGCGCGUCGAUGACGGCGGCGACGACGCGCCGCCGCCGCCGGCCGUCGACGCGGCGCCGCCGCCGGCCGUCGACGCGGCGCCGCCGCCGGCCGUCGACGUGGCGCCGCCCGCCGCGGCGCCGCGCCCGAAGCGCCGCCGGCCGCGCCGCGCGGUCGACCUCGCCGACGCGGCCGCGGCGCUCGACACCGACACGAUCAAGGGCUGGAUGCGCGACCGCUCGGCCAUCGUCGACGUCAAGCGGCCGCGCUACGACGCGGUCGCCGCGGCGCCCGCGGACCCGCUCGCGCUGCGGCUCGCGCCCUCCGUGGCGCCCGAGCUCGCCGCCGUCGCGGCGCGCCUCCACGGCGGCGACGGCGACUCCGCGCGCGCGGCCCUGCCGGUCAACCGCCGCGGCGCUGAAGCGGCGCCGGCGCCGGCGCCGGCGCGCUUCUCGGCGCGCUUCGACGAUGACGAAGGCGGCACGGACUCCGUCGACCUCGGGCGCAUCGACGAGCUCGCGCACGCGCGCGCGGCACGGCUGCGCGAGUCGCGGCGGCUGCAGAAGGACGGGAAGGGCUCGCCCGCGACGCCCGCCGUCUGCACGCCAUUCGUCCCGCUAGGCACUGGCUACGAGGACUACGUCGUGUGUGCGGAUCAUCGCUGUGGCAAGGCCUGUACCCUACGCGACGCCUGCCCUUCGGACGUCCACGUCAUUUAUAAUGGCCGGUACACGCUGUACGACUGCCUCCAGCUCGACGACGAAGGGAACUACGUGGUGGAGGGCGGGAGGUACAAGUGCGAGUGCGGCGCUGCGUGGACGACGCGCCACCCGAUGAAGGGACACUGCACGAAGUGCGGCGGCUACGAGGAGGGGCUGGCAUUAGUGUCGCGGUGCGAGUCGGAGGGCACGACGCCCCCGCGCUGGAUGUACACGCGCGACCGCGCCCAGAAGGCCCUCGCCGCCGCGGAGGAGGAGGAGGCCAAGGCGCAGGCCGACUUCGAGACGAUGCCGCUCGCGAAGCAGUUGCUGCGCGAGAUUCGCGGCGGCGACGGCGGCGGGUUAGUGAUAGACGAGGGUUCGUGGAACGAGCCGCGCCAGCCCCCGCUGUCCUGGGCAGCGUCGGACACGUGCGCGACGUCGGCGUUUGGCGUUGACGCCCCGCUCUUCGCGUGGGCCGCGCCGGCGGCGGAGUGCCCAGUGACCGCGACGAAGCCUCUGUUUGUCGCUCGGUAUGAAGGUGCGCAGCGCGCGUCGCGGUCUCGGCCCACGGAGGAGGCCCCGACGGAGACGCGCAUCGUCGAGAACGAGGGCGCCACCUUCCACACGGAUUACGUGGAGACGCCGAAGACUCUGGACGAGGUGCUUCCUGAUGCAGAUGUCUCUGCUAGGAACCGCGCCGGCCCUCGUGUUCAAGCGGAAAUGAAGGACGCGGAGAAACAGCGGAUCGAAAGAUCGAAGAAGGCGAAGGCGGGCGAGUUGGACUACGACGUGCGAUGUGCGUCGGAGCUGAACUCGAAGAAGUACAAGUACGGCUGUCCGAAAAAAAAUAAACAGGGGAAGGGCCGCUGCCGCUACUGGCACGCGCCGAACCCCCCCAAUGGCAAGCAGCCGAUCUUCAUGUGGGACGCGGAGCAGGAGGUGCACGUCGACUACGACGAGUCGAAGUGGGACGAGUUCUGUGAGCGGUGCGCGGCGGCGAAGGCGGCGGGGGCGGAGUGCGUCUGCAAGACGUGUCCGUAA